Molecule: messenger RNA, 465 nt
Organism: Paraglomus brasilianum
Lineage: Eukaryota; Fungi; Glomeromycota; Glomeromycetes; Paraglomerales; Paraglomeraceae
Source: the annotation of a GenBank genome assembly
GUGGUUGCAUUUUUUGCUGCUGUGGUUGCUCCAGUUGUUGCUGCUGUGGUCGCUGCAGUUGUUGCUGCUGUGGUUGCUCCAGUUGUUGCUGCUGUGGUCGCUGCUGUGGUCGCUGCUGUGGUUGCAGUUGUUGCUGUGGUUGCUCCAGUUGUUGCUGCUGUGGUCGCUGCAGUUGUUGCUGCUGUGGUCGCUGCUGUGGUUGCAGUUGUUGCUGUUGUGGUUGCAGUUGUUGCUGCUGUGGUUGCUGCAGUUGUUGUUGCUGCAGUGGUUGCCGCAGUUGUUGCCGCUGUGGUUGCAGUUGUUGCCGCAGUGGUGGCAGAUGUAGUGGUUGCAGUUGUUGCCGCAGUUGUUGCGACGGCGCCUGUUGAGGCGUGCCCUCAUAGCGGGAUGCCUCAUUUUUUUAGAGAUACUGUAAACGUUAUAGAAACCCGCCUUGCUGUAAAACUGCGCAGACCACUGGAUUAG